AUGUCUGCCGUACGGCCCUUGCGAAGAGGCCUUCACCUCCUGGGAUCGAGAUCGCUCGCCCAAACCGCCCCUGCCGUUGCCAAUGGCUCUUCUCUCGUCCCGCGGCAGUUCGCUUCUCCGCGCGGUCUCCGCUCCCCGCUCGCUGCUGCUGCCCGCCCUUCUCCCCGUACAGCCUCUCUAGCUGCCAACGGCGGUGCUCGUUAUGCCUCGUCCAGCUCCUCGGGCCCCGUCAAGCAGACACAGCUCUACGACCUCCAUGUCGCCCGCGGUGCGAAGAUGGUGCCCUUUGCGGGGUACUCCAUGCCCCUACAAUACUCCGAUCUGAGCCAUGUGGAGAGCCACAAAUGGACCCGGGAGAAGGCAAGCUUGUUCGAUGUGAGCCACAUGGUGCAACACCAGCUUAGCGGCCCCGGUGCCCAGGAGCUCCUGAUGAAGGUCACCCCGUCCUCCCUGGACAAGCUCAAGGACAACCAGUCCACGCUCUCCUGUCUGCUAGAAGAAGCCACCGGCGGUAUCAUCGACGACACCGUCAUCACCCGCCGGUCCGCAGACACCUUCUACUUCGUCACCAACGCCGGCCGCCGCGACGAGGACCUGGCAUUCCUCGAAGCCGAGAUCGACAGCUACAAGAACACCCACGGCGCCGACAGCCUGAAGUGGGAGAUCCUCAGCGACCGCGCCCUCGUGGCUCUCCAGGGCCCUCUCGCCGCGCAGGUCCUGCAAUCGCACAUCCACGGCUCCGGCCCCGAAACCGAUCUCAGCACCCUCUACUUCGGCAACUGCCGCUCUCUCCACCUCACCCUCCCCAACGGCUCCCCGACCGCCCACCCCCUCCUGAUCUCCCGCACUGGCUACACCGGCGAAGACGGCUUCGAGAUCUCCAUCCCCUCCGCCGGCCACCCAGAGCUCCCCACGCAAGUGACCGAGCUCCUCCUCUCCAACCCCGACCAAGUCCGUCUCGCGGGUCUCGCCGCGCGAGACUCCCUCCGCCUCGAGGCCGGCAUGUGCCUAUACGGCAACGACAUCUCCACGGCACAGACACCCCCCGCGGCCUCCCUCGGCUGGGUCGUCGGCAAGGACCGUCGCGACUCUACCUCCCCCUUGUCCAACUUCAACGGCUCCUCCGCCAUCCUCCCCCAGAUCGCCUCCCCGGCCAAGACCCUCUCGCAGCGCCGCGUCGGGUUCACCGUCGAGAAGGGCUCGCCUGCCCGCGAGGGCGCCGUCAUCGUCGAUCUGAACGAUGAAUCCCGUACCCAGAUUGGAGUCGUCACGUCCGGUCUGCCCAGUCCGUCGCUGGACGGCACGAACAUCGCUAUGGGGUAUAUCAAGCAGGGUAUGCAUAAGAAGGGCACCGAGGUGGGUAUUCUCGUGCGGAGUCGACUUCGCAAGGCGAGCGUUGUCGGUAUGCCUUGGGUUGAGAGCAAGUUCUACCGCGGUUAG
Messenger RNA from Aspergillus melleus, 1440 nucleotides. It is a transcript of the gene GCV1, whose product is annotated as glycine decarboxylase subunit T. Gene Ontology annotation, biological process: glycine catabolic process. Gene Ontology annotation, cellular component: mitochondrion. NCBI's taxonomy places the organism in Eukaryota, Fungi, Ascomycota, Eurotiomycetes, Eurotiales, Aspergillaceae. The transcript is spliced from 2 exons. The coding region runs from base 1 to 1440 and encodes 479 amino acids. Gene Ontology annotation, molecular function: aminomethyltransferase activity; protein binding. The record is from RefSeq and is a predicted model, not a curated record.